AUGUUCGACGUGUUUCCCAAGCUGCUCUCUUCGAUCGCUUCCUUCCUCUUCCCACUCUUCGCCUCCUACAAAGCUCUGAAGACGUCGGAUCCCGCCCAGCUAACACCAUGGCUGAUGUACUGGUCCGUCCUCUCGUGCGCCCUGCUCAUUGAGUCCUGGUUCGAGUUCAUCCUUGUCUGGAUACCCUUCUAUGCCUACCUGCGCCUCCUGUUCCUCCUCUAUCUCGUACUCCCCCAGACCCAGGGUGCCCGACACCUGUACGAGACCUACCUGCACCCGUACCUCGAGGACAACGAGACGCAGAUCGAGGACUUCAUCGCCAGCGCCCACGAUAGGCUCAAGGCUGCUGGCAUGGCAUACCUCAAACAGGCCAUCGAGAUGCUCAAGACGAGAGUUCUCGGGAUGCCGCCCACGAGGGACAACGGAGCCAACGAUGUACGCGCCAAGGAGGCGCCGCAGAGCUACACCCAGGGACUGCUUGCUAGGUUCAGCAUGCCCCAGGCGUCGAGGUGGGGCAAUGUCGGAGGGUCCGCGGGAAGUGCGGGUCAGGACUUUUAUAACCUGUUGGCAGGCGCUGUGAGCGCCGCAACUGGUGCCGGGGCGCUGGGUUCAGCCGGUUCGGGCGCAUACGGCGGUGGGCCGAAGAGGGACGUCGACAUGUCGGCGAGCGGGACUCUCAUACCGGACAAUAUCCGUGGCACCGGUGAGAAGAUCAGCUUCAUUGCUAACCAGAGAGAGAAGCUUUCUUUCCUCCUUACCGCACUCGACAAGGAGGCCAAGGAGCUGCAAACAUCUGAAGAAGAGCGUGAGGCUGGUGACACAACAAGCCGCGAGCAAAGACCCACGAGCUUUAGUCUGGAUGGAGGUGAGGGCCCUUCGACUACUUCAGCAGGCACAUCCAGGCCUCCCAGCGGACAGAGUAUGUGGAGCGGCUUGAGUAAGAGCCGAAGUGAAGUCGAUUUCGAAAAGAUUGACGCCGAGAGUGGAGCCGAAGAAGACACCAAUGACGGUUCGAGGCAGAGGAGGCCACAGGCUGAGCGAGCGCCCAGUAGCAGUAAGGCGCCCUGGAACUUCCUGGGCUGGGGUACCGUGAGUACAGGCACGCCGACACAGCCAGAAGAGUUGGAGGAGUAG
This is a messenger RNA of Truncatella angustata, 1134 nucleotides long. Its product is annotated as TB2/DP1, HVA22 family-domain-containing protein. The transcript has a single exon. Lineage: Eukaryota; Fungi; Ascomycota; Sordariomycetes; Amphisphaeriales; Sporocadaceae. Bases 1 to 1134 code for a protein of 377 amino acids. The record is from RefSeq and is a predicted model, not a curated record.